GCCCACAUCCUCCGAGCCCGGAGGCCUUCCAGCAUGGACGUCGUCAUUCCCGCGCCCGGCCAGCUCAAGGUCCUGAGCCAUCACCAGUACGACCCGAAAGAGUCUAUCUCCCCGAGCACAGUCUCGCCGAAUCCGUUUGAGCAGUUCCGCACGUGGAUGACUGAGGUGCGCGAGCAGGUGCUCGAGCCUGAAGCGAUGUCGCUCUCGACCGCGAACAAGGCCGGCGUGCCCUCGAGCCGCUUCGUGCUCUUCAAGCAGCUCGACAGCCGGGGCUUCGUCUUCUAUACGAACUACACCUCGCGCAAGUCUCGCGAGCUCCUCGAGAACCCGUAUGCUGCACUUGCGUUCUACUGGAAAGAGGUCCACAGGCAGGUCCGCGUCGUCGGCCGUGUCGAGAAGCUUACCCAUGAGGAGAGCGAAGAGUACUACCAGAGCCGUCCGCUAGGGAGCAGGCUUGGGGCGUGGACGAGCCCGCAGAGCUCAGUGGUAGAAGAGGGGGAGCUGUCGAGGAGGCUAGACGAAGUCAAGACCAAGUUUGCCAUUGAUGAAAGUGCCAAGGAGGCGGAGGUGCCGCUUCCUGAUUUCUGGGGCGGUUGGCGGGUAGUUCCUGACGAAAUCGAGUUCUGGAUGGGAAAGCCAUCUCGCUUACACGACCGUGUGCGUUACUUACGAGUAGAAGGUUCCUCGGACAACAGCCCGCAGUGGAAGAUUGAGCGGCUGGCACCCUAGCAUGGUCCUAUUGUCAUAGAACCCAAGUCCAAUCAGAACUGUACAACAACAAUCCUUCUGGACGUCCUAUCUACGACAAAUAAAUACCCGGAGAUUUAUAGAGUACAUAUUACAUCAAGAAGGGUCAUCCUUGUUCACAGGAAACAUUACUGCGUCGAAAAUAUGGAGAAAAACUUAGCAAAUAAGAGUAUUGAUCCGGUACCAAAAGAAACGCAAUCUAUAGCCAGCUCAUCCAGCUGCUCUCUGCAAUAUCGGCGCCCAGCGCCCCACCGGAGGCAGCAGCAUAGUCGCCAUUGUAUCCCGUCCUCCCGGCGGCGGCGGACCACGACAUGCCCCGGGCGCGGCCAGGAAGCUCUCCAGGGGCGCUAUAUGAGCGCACAUCAGACUGUGCGUGCAUGAUCGCGCCGACGGGUCCGCGGAUGCGUGUCAAGUGGAAGCCGGAAGGCAGGCAGGGAUCUGCCGCCGUCGCUUGGUCCAAACAACGCCGGAGAUGUGCGUGCGCGUGCUCGAACGGAUCCGAGAUGUUAGCGUCGGCGGCAGAGGAAAAUUCGCCCGCCGGUGGGAUAAUGCGCCGUGCGAACUGGCAGAUUUCAUCUUGCAUCUCGUCGUGCGCCGUCUGCACGCCGCCACGCCAGUUGACGUAAUGCUCUCGACCCCGUGCGACAAGCUUGUCCAGGAUAUGCAGGUAUGAAGCGACCUUCGGCACAUGGUCGCUAACGUCCUUGAACAAUGUCAAUACCUUAUCAAGCUCUUGCAGCGCACGGGGUGUGAUGCCGAGGGACGGAGCGCGGGAGACGAGGAAGCACAGUGCACACGCGGCUGAGAAACAGUUUGACCAGAAGACCAUAAAGCGCGUGCUUAGCGCCGGCUCCCACGAGUACAGGGCCUCCACAGACCAAAUUAGUUUGCAUGCGCUCGAGUAGACCGCUAGGACCGAGGGUGUAUAGCGGUGCUUGACUGUGAAAUCUUGCGACGAGGUCAGGGCCUGGGUGAAGUAGUUCCUGUGUAAAUGCAAUAGCGCUAUCUCGCGAGUGCAUGCGGUCAUCGCCUGUUGCAUUGCUUCGUUGGUCGUCACUCUGUCAUUGUCGACCAUCUGCAGCGUUGGCGGGACAUCGAAAUUCCGGACCCGGUUGUCAAGCCCGAGAAUCUCGGUAUAACUGGCCGGCUGCGUUGAUGAGACACGAUCCAAGACUGGGAUCAUGCAGUGCUCCAAAAAGCUGUACUGCCAAUGAUGAUACUGUGCGUCUGGUGAGUCGCCAUUGAACGCUGGUUGCUUGGCGUCUACAUUGCGCAAACAUAUUGAGGGCGGGCGACGUAACAUCAGGGCCAGUCGCGCGUCCGCGCCGACCAAAUCCCAGAAGAGCGUUCGUCGUUUGUCUGACUCCUCGGGAAUAAGCUUCGACCUAACGCCAUCCCGAUGAAUACCGAUCGAAUAUGCCAGCCUGGUCGCGAGGCCCAUAAUUCCCCAUGCGUACUCCAACGCCUUCUUAUUGUCGGAAAAUGUCAGGAGGUACCAUUCCAUGAAGAACAGAGCAUUGACGGCGUCCAGGCUGGUGUCGUCCAUAAGAGGCACCUCGCACAAUGCCGCUCGUGCGAGAUUAUGGUACAUCUCGGCCUUGUGUCUAUCCGGACCAUGGCGAAGGUCGACCAUCGUACCUAUCGCGAGAACCAUAAGGAAGAGCCCCAAUCGAUGGGGCAGCAGUGCAGAUAGCGACGUGGUGUAGACGCUGUGUAUAAGAUUAGGAAGGAAAGUCUCGCUCGCGUCCGGUAGGUAUUGCCAGAAUGCAUUCAUCCGUGCCUGUUCACAUAGGUGUUCGGCAUCUUCCCGCCGCGGGAGCAUGUCCCGGAGUCGCUGCCGCAUGUCAAGGUCCAGCUCAAAACAUAUCGACCACGGCGAAGGGAACGAGCGAGCGAGUCUGGCCAAUUCGGGCGAGACUUCUUGCUGUGUAGGCUGGUAAUGACCGACCGGAGUGUUGGAGGUAGUGGCAUACUCUUCCCCGUCCUUUGACGAAGCCGCGGGACUUGUAUGGGUGUGAUCCUCGAUUCUACGUUCGGGAGUAGUAUCGUGGACCAUCAUCUGUUGAUCGAUCCCGAACAAUUCGGGCGACUUCUUGAUGAGCAACAGCUCCUGCCGCAGGAGGGGAUGCUCGGCGUGGGACAGCUUGGAAUUCGUCGACCGCAGCGCAUCCUCAAGCAGGUUUAUGCGCUCGCUCAUUGUCUUGAUUUUAUCGUGGAGUUGUUCGGUAUUGGCGAGGAUAAACCUGCUACCUUUCCCUCCUGUGAGAGCACCUUCAGGGCAUAUCUCCGCACACCCUCGCUUGCGACAUGACUGGCAGGGGAAGACACGGUCGCACUUGAGCUUUAAUCUUCUACACUCGCCGCAAGACAGUGGCCUUUUCCUGCCCUUCCUUGCGCUCGCCUCGGCGUGGUCAUCGACCUCCAAGUGGACUCCGGACGGACCGGACUGGGGGUUAUACGGGCGGUGGCCAUCGUCCCCUUCCUUGCGCUGUCUGGGACGUUUCAGAGGCCGUUGUUCUGAGCCAGCGAGGUCUACUUCGUACUUGACAUAGUCCAUCGCAGGGGAGAUGGAG
Molecule: messenger RNA, 3320 nt
Organism: Phanerochaete carnosa HHB-10118-sp
Lineage: Eukaryota; Fungi; Basidiomycota; Agaricomycetes; Polyporales; Phanerochaetaceae
Exons: 16
Coding region: 34-729 (231 amino acids)
Biological process (GO): pyridoxine biosynthetic process
Molecular function (GO): FMN binding; pyridoxamine phosphate oxidase activity
Source: RefSeq, a predicted model, not a curated record